UCAUGACAGUCAAUUUUGUUGAUAAUUGACCUGUAAAAAGGAAUUAAUUAUUAAGAAUAAUGGAUAGUUAUUUUGGAUACAAAGAAUUACAAGCAUUGCAAAAUUUAUUAAAUCCUUCGAAAGAAGAUUCGGAUUUCGAAGAAUUGUAUCAAAAUGACGUUAAAAGAAAAGGUCCAGGUGAUAUUAAAGUUCAAAAAGAAGUUCCUUUGGAUUGUAUAAAGCCGCAUAAUCCUAUUAAAAAAAAAGAUGAUGAUAUUUGGCAUUCUUCAGAAGUAUCAGCUCAUUCUAAUUUAGAAAUAAAUGAUCCAAGAAAAGUACCGGAAUAUGAAAUCAAAUUUAAGCAAUCAGUGAAGACCGAAGAUAUUUUUUUAAAUAUGGGUUUUAAAACAACAGGCACCGCAUCUUGCGAGUGGAUUACCGUUUUAAUAAAACUCCCUCAAGAAGUUCAAGAAAAAAUUGAAUUAUCCGUUGAACCAAAUGUAAUUGACGUGCGUAGUCCUAAAUACAAGUUACAUCUUCCAACGCCUCAUGAGGUGGAUCCUAACGCAUCACAUGCGAAAUGGCAUAAUAAUGUCGAUACAUUAGAAAUCACUUUGCGACUUAUACGAGAAUUAGAUGGUAUUAACUUUUAAUAAAUACGUCAAAGUAAAAUAUCUAUAUAUAUUUUUAAUAUAAACCAAAUAUUAGUGGAAUAUGAUAGAUAAGUGAAAAAGGAAGUAGACAAAUUCAAGUUAACAAAUAAGCGAUAUCGUAUAAUUUAGGAAAUUGCAAAUUGCAUAAUUAUAACUGUAAUGAUAAUCAAAGAUGUCUUUGUACAAGUAUUUUAUUCUCUGGAAUAAGAAUUAUGGCUAUUGAUGAUACUUUUACAAUGUAAUCAAUAUUACAAAAAAUCUUAAAAAUAAUAAGUUCAUACAAAAAAUUGUGUAUUCUACUUUUUG
Polistes dominula (European paper wasp) is the source of this 938-nucleotide messenger RNA. RefSeq names its product Dynein axonemal assembly factor 6 (gene Dnaaf6). NCBI's taxonomy places the organism in Eukaryota, Metazoa, Arthropoda, Insecta, Hymenoptera, Vespidae. Gene Ontology annotation, cellular component: cytoplasm. Gene Ontology annotation, molecular function: dynein intermediate chain binding; protein-folding chaperone binding. The record is from RefSeq and is a predicted model, not a curated record. Gene Ontology annotation, biological process: axonemal dynein complex assembly.